CGCAGCCCCCCCACCAGUGCCCCCCGAGCUCUGCUCUCGUAACCCCCCCCCGUCCCCAUAGUGACUGUCUGGGCUGCAGGCCAGGGGCCGCUGUUACAUAAACAGCCGGGGGGAGCCGCUCCCCCCAAUUAACCCCACAAUGCCCCCCACGUCACCGACAGAUCAACCUGUGUCAGCCCUUGCUUGCCCUGGGGGGCGGGGGAGCCUGGCCUGACACCCCCUCCAGGAAUUUGUUCCAGGAAACCCAGCCAAAGCAUCUCUCCGCCUGCCCCCCUCCCGCCCUUGGCACUGCCAUCCCGGAUGCCUGGGUCCUAUCCCCCCAGCGAUGCCCUGCUGGAGACCUGGCUGCACUCCCCAUUCUUCCUCUCGGACUCUUGGGUCCCCCCGCUCGGCUGCAUGAGGAAAUUGCCCACCCCAGAGAUUCCCCGUCGCCAGGGUGCUGGUGGGUUGGAGCAGGGGAGACUGGGAGCCAGGACUCCUGGAUUCUCUCCCCAUCCCCAUCUCCGCUCCUCUCCAGGCAGAGACCGGCACCAUGCAGACCCUGGCUGGCCCCUUCGCGGGGGGCAGCUCGCUGGACGCCUCGGACCUGCAGGUGGAUGGGGACGAAGUGGAGGGGCUGCGGGAGGGCGAGGAGCCAGGGGGUCCGCUCUACCCCUUCCUGGUGGUCUAUGACCUGAAGCCGCUCAAGUCGCAGGGGCCAGUGUUUGCCAAGGGGGUGCCAGUCACUGCCCGGGUGGAGGGCACCGAGCGCUACACCACCGGCUCCAAGGUGAGUGGGGAUGGGGGGCUGGGAGCCAGGACUCCUGGGUUCUCUCCCCGGCUCUGGGAGGGGAGUGGGGGCUGGUGAGUCAGAGCAGGGGGGAUGG
Molecule: messenger RNA, 866 nt
Organism: Chrysemys picta bellii (western painted turtle)
Lineage: Eukaryota; Metazoa; Chordata; Testudines; Emydidae
Source: RefSeq, a predicted model, not a curated record